This is a messenger RNA of Labeo rohita (rohu), 2990 nucleotides long. It is a transcript of the gene csf3r, whose product is annotated as colony stimulating factor 3 receptor (granulocyte). Gene Ontology annotation, molecular function: protein binding. Bases 227 to 2683 code for a protein of 818 amino acids. NCBI's taxonomy places the organism in Eukaryota, Metazoa, Chordata, Actinopteri, Cypriniformes, Cyprinidae. The transcript is spliced from 16 exons. The record is from RefSeq and is a predicted model, not a curated record.
UCAGGAUGGUAAGAACGAUAUGCCACGGAAGGACUGACAGCAGUGACUAUUUAGUCAGAGCAGUGAGAUCUUUCUCAGAACAGCAGCUGGAUCAUUUCAAAAGCUUUUUUUUUUUCAUAGAAAAGUUCAACUGUGUGCCAGACCUCGCUGGGCAGUAACUAUACAGGAGUUUAAAUGUGACCCCUAGAAAACCUUCAGAUGAAGAACACUUUAAAUCGUCAUAACCAUGGCAUCAGUCUGGCAUGUGCUUGUGCUGUGGAUUUAUCUUAGUACCAUGAUAAAAGUGAUCCAAGCAUCAUGUGCUAAGAUUCACACUCCUGCACCCGUGGUGCUCGCUGGCUCACCCGUAUCAGUGUCCUGCUCCUUUGAGGAUGACUGCUCGCUGACCAAAGGCAAAGACUUUCGUGUGGUAUGGAAGAUUGACAACCAUAAUGCACCCAGCGAUCUCUCUUACCAGGAGAGUAACAGGACGUAUGUUGUAACCAUCCCUAGUCUACCAGACACAGGCGCAUCAAUUGCUUGUGCUAUAUGUGAAGGGAACAACUGCCAAAUUGUCAACGGAGUAAAAGUUGAAGCAGGAUAUCCUCCAUCUGUUCCUAAAAACCUGAGCUGCUAUUUGAGUCUAACAUUUCCACAAAGAAUCCUGUGUCGGUGGGUUCCUGGUCAGGAAAUGGCGAGCCUUCCUACAAACUAUACACUUCAAAUAUUUGGGGUGUUACAGAAGGUUCAAUAUAUGAUCCCACCUAGAGCGGAUUUCUUCUCGAUUCCACGGGAAUCUUUUAACUUAUAUUCAGAGCUGGAGAUUAAUGUGACAGCAGUGAAUAUCUUUGGGAACACCACCUCUGAAACACUGAAGCUGAUACCUAUGGAAACAGUCAUUUUGGACCCCCCUGAGAUUAAGAGAGUUGAAGCAGGUGAAUUAGGCUGCUUAAAUUACUCCUGGAGUCUUGCAAAAUCUCAAGAGUGGUUGAUGAAGACUUUGAGUGUAGAGCUGAAAUUGAAAACAGUGAACAACCAACUAGACAAAGAGCUGGUUCGGUCCUUCAGGCAAAAACAAAAAAACAAAAUAGGUGUAUGUGACCUCCUUCACUGGACAAAUUACAGCACCACAAUGAGAGUGAAGUAUGUUUCAUGGAGUAAAUGGAGUAAUUGGAGUGAUCCGAAAAUAGCCACCACACUUAUGAAGGCUCCGACUGGCAGCCUGGACACAUGGCUUAAAAUGGAUGAUCAGAACGUACAACUCUACUGGAAGCCCUCCAAAAAUUUCCAUGCCAAUGGCUGGAAUUUGUUGUACACUGUUGAAUCAAGGGAACCAGAAAUGACUUUGUGUAAGACACAAGAGCACCACUGCUUUUUCAGUCUCCCCAAGAAGGUUAAAACAUUUUACCUGAGAGCCAUUAAUGCAGUGGGGAGCUCGGAUCAUACCCUUGUAGAAAUGUAUCGGAUAAAAGGGCAGUGCUUUGUCUCUCAUUUCAGUGUUCAUCCCCAGUCAGAAACGUCUUUGCUCGUCAAAUGGGAAAGACUGGUGUCCCCACAUGUCACAGGAUACGUGCUUGAGUGGAAAUCUCUGUCUGAGAAGCAGCCAGCUCCCGUGUCCUUUACUCUGAUUGACAAAGCCAACUCCAGUACCAUAAUAACAGGUUUAAAAGCUUACAAGCCCUAUAACAUUUCUAUUUAUCCCAAAUAUAAUGACUGGAUUGGAUGUCCUCUUACCUUCACGGCAUACAGCAGCCAAAAGGCACCCGAAGUGGCCCCAGAGUUGAAUGUUACGGAUAUCAGUCACUCGCGCGCCAAACUUAACUGGAAUGAAAUUCCUCUUAAGCAGAGAAAUGGGAUCAUUCAUAGAUAUACCGUUUUCUUUUGGCAUGAAGCAAACUAUAUCAGAGUUUUAACAACUAAUAAGACCAGUGUUGUGGUGACAGAUCUUCAACCACUUACCAAAUAUUACGCCUUUGUGACGGUUCAUACGAUGGGAGGAAGUAAAAAUGGAUCAGUUGUCAACUGGAAAACUGGAAUUAUUGAUGGAAUUGACAUGGUGCUGUUUGUUAUCCCAGCAUGCGUUGGGUUAACACUUAUCAUCAUCAUUGUUGUAUUUGCCUGUUUUGGGAAAAGUGAACGGGUGAAGAUGUGUUUGUGGCCUAUAAUUCCUGACCCUGCCAACAGCAGUAUUAAGAGUUGGACCGACACUGAUCCAUUGCAGGGCAUGCCUCCUUUUAAUGAAGCCAAGGAGCCCAUGCUGGUGUAUCUGUCCCACUUCAGUUUUCUUGAUCUGUCCGAGAACGAGCCAUUCAAGAGUGACUAUGUCAAGGAGAACCAGUGGUCACAUGACAUCGACAGCCACGAUGAGAGUCGUUCCUCAUUCCAGACCUGUGUCAGAUACGAUACGGAGCGCGACAGGGAUUCUGUCCCUUACGCCACAGUUGUUUUCGGCGGCCCGUAUCAAAACCAUUCAUCCUGCGUGCCAACCUACGUUCGCUCUGAGUCCACACAGCCUCUGUUAGGAUCGGAUGACCCUGGCAGCCCUCCACCGUAUGAGAACGUGUCACCGAGUGGGAGUGUUUCUAAAGUACCACGUUUCACUGCAUUCCCUCAGAAUUCCACUGGAAGUGAGGAGAAUGAAGAACUUUGGGAAGAAUUCCCUAUGCUCAGAUCCUUAGAGAUCAGGGACACUGAUCAUGUCUAAACCCAAAUUCAUCCAGUUCCUGUGCUUCUUUUUUUAACGACGUGUCGCAUUUUGAAUUUGAGAAUGUAUAGAAACAUACAGUCGCCCCAAAAAUGAUACAUUCAAACCACAUGACAGAUCAGUUUUUGAAAGUGAUUAGCAAAACUAACAUCUGUAUGUUUGUGACUAAUAAGCCCACUCAGUUUGUUUUUGCUUUCGUUCCAUUAUUAACUUUCUGCAGUAUUGCCAGGGACUGCAUUUGGAUUAAAGAGAUCACUGGGAGAAAAUGGGAGAAAACGUAACUCCUAAUCAUGACAAUUCUAAUAAA